This is a messenger RNA of Protopolystoma xenopodis, 645 nucleotides long. The record is from the annotation of a GenBank genome assembly. Lineage: Eukaryota; Metazoa; Platyhelminthes; Monogenea; Polystomatidea; Polystomatidae.
CCCCUUGUCGGCUUCAAGCACGAGGUCGAUGCAGACGGAUACGACGUACCUCGAGAACAGUCGCUGCAGAUAAACUCCUGCAGACGUCUUCCGGUAGUUCGGUUUGCAUGCCAGCCUUACGCCGCCUCUUCUGCAACAACUUCAGAACUGACCACCAUCGGCGACCGCAACAGAGACCGCAGAAUGCUCGGUGCUAAUGCAUCUCCAGCGCCUCUUGGGCCUUAUAGCCCCAUAAUAAAUAGUUGGUCCUGCCAACCGAUUACAUCUGUCCCACGACGUCGUUGCCAGCGCAUCACGCCUCAGCAGUCAGAAAGCCCCUCUCUGUCAUCCAUGGUCGCGAGUGCGAUCCAGACAACAUCACAGAUUUAUUCGACAGACCAGCACCAACCAACAGUCCGGCUCGACCUGCCACCUGUGCGCUUCCACUUUGCCCGUCUCCUUCGUGUCUCACCUCCUGGCAUGCCACCCGGUCUGGCUGGUCAGCCUGCAUCUCUGGCACUAGCCCCUUCUGGUGAGUCGGCAGCUCAUCCCGUAGUUGCUGGCCGAGCAGCUGCCGGAUCACUACGACACACCCGUGGCCACGCUGGAAACUUGACAACCGGCAAGCCCUUGGUGGGGGAAACACCAAACACUCCAUUAGCCUAA